Molecule: messenger RNA, 1029 nt
Organism: Lytechinus variegatus (green sea urchin)
Lineage: Eukaryota; Metazoa; Echinodermata; Echinoidea; Temnopleuroida; Toxopneustidae
Product: G-protein coupled receptor 54-like
Exons: 1
Coding region: 1-1029 (342 amino acids)
Biological process (GO): G protein-coupled receptor signaling pathway
Cellular component (GO): membrane
Molecular function (GO): G protein-coupled receptor activity
Source: RefSeq, a predicted model, not a curated record
AUGAAUAUCAGUACCGUGACAGAGGAGUACGAGGCAGGAAAUUUUAUUCCUCUGCCUAUCCUUGUGGUCUACAUCACAUUCGGCACCAUAGGGAUUCUCGGUAAUGGCCUCGUCCUGUACGUUAUUGCCAAGGUCAAAGAACUCCAGGAUACCACAAAUCUUUUUAUUGCCAACCAAUCGCUCAUCGAUGGCAUGUCCUCGAUAUUUCUCAUUGCCAUAUUUGUAGUCCCGAAUCCGCCCUUGCCCGAAGAUAACUUGACCCUGGCAAAGUUCCUAUGUGGGUUCUGGUACUCCCAGUUUCCGUACUGGUCUUUGCUGAUAUCAACGCUCGUAAACCUGAUGAUCCUUACUCUGGAAAGAUACUUUGCUGUAGUGUUCCCUAUCCGCUACAGAAGAUACAAUACUUACAGGUUGGUGGUUGGUUGUUCCUUGAUUCCUUGGGCAAGUGGAUUCCUUCAUCAGACUUAUCUCAUCACCCUGACUCGGGUAGAAGGCCAGAACUGUCUGCUGUACGUAUGGCCCAACAAAACUCUGCAGCCUGCCAUGGGCAUCUACACGUUCGUGAUAUCCUUUGUAGUUGCCUUUGCUGUGAUGUUCUUCUACUACAUCCGCAUAUGGCAGACACUGCGAGAGGGGCCUACCAAAGAAGACAGUUCCGUUCACCAGGCGUCAAAUCUUCGACACCGCGCCCGCAAGAAUGUCCUCAAGACCAUGGUGUCUCUGAGCUUAUGCUACGCGGUCUGUUGGGCACCGAACCAAUUCACCUACCUCCUAUACUGUGUCGGUGUGGGUAUUGACUUAACUGGAACAUUCUACUUCGUAACAGUCUGUAUUUCCUUCAUCAACAUUUGGAUCAAUCCGUUUAUCUACACUUUCCAAUACCAUAAGUUUCAGCAUGGCCUAAAGACCAUCUUCGGCUGUUCAAGAAAUCACCCAGACACCCAGGUAAACAACUUGGGAAUAGCAGCACCGGUGCAUGGUUCUUCAGAUCCAGCUCCAGUUGCAACCAUCGCGGUGGCUAGCAUUUGA